AAGUUGCAUCGUCAAAUCCUGCAAUUUCAAAUCUGAUGACCUCUGCCUUCACCAAAUAAAAAAGGACUGCAUGGGUAUGCAUGCAGUCACGCAUGGCCAAACCACCGGUCCGAGUCAACUGAUCAGAUGAUCUCUUCUUUUAUCAUGGACACACACGAUCGACCUGACAACCGUAAUAUAUACCUCUUCUAUUUCUCCUCUCCCCCCACACUGUGUGUAGUCUUCGGCGCCCUCUCUCUCUCUCUCUCUGAGUUUUUUUUUUUUGCCAUUAAUAUCUUCCUUCCAUUUCUCGUAGUUUAGUGAGAGGAACUCUAUAAUGAGGAAGCCUUGCUGUGAUAAGCAAGACACAAAUAAAGGAGCUUGGUCCAAACAAGAAGACCAGAAACUCAUGGAUUACAUUCUUAAACAUGGUGAAGGAUGUUGGCGUACCCUCCCUCAGGCUGCAGGUCUACUUCGCUGCGGUAAAAGUUGUAGGCUGAGAUGGAUAAACUAUCUGAGGCCAGACCUUAAAAGAGGCAAUUUUGCUGAAGAUGAAGAAGAUCUCAUUAUCAAGCUUCAUGCACUCCUAGGCAACCGAUGGUCGCUAAUUGCCGGAAGAUUGCCAGGACGUACAGAUAAUGAAGUAAAGAACUACUGGAACUCUCACCUUAGAAGAAAGCUGAUAAACAUGGGUAUUGAUCCAAAUAAUCAUCACUUGAACCGCAAUCUCCCUCGCCCUCCGCACAUGAAUAAGACAUCCUCCGAUGUAACAACAUUGUCUGGUUUGAAAUUAUCAAGUGGUACUGCUCAUGAACAGCAGCCUGUGAAAUCCCGAGGCGAUAUUAAUUGUGAUCAAGUGUCCGACGCUGGAAGUUGCUUGGAGGCCGAAUAUAAUUCGUGUGGCUUGCCGGAUUUAAACCUUGAUCUGACAAUAGGCAAUAUUCCUUUUACUCAUGAGAGUACUCGUGUCGAAUAGGGAUAGGCCAACAUGAUGCACAUAACGAGUCUGGUAUCAAUAAAAACUAGACUUCGUGAUCAGUUCCUCUCCUACCGUACUCAUGCAUAUACGUACGGUCCUCUAUCUCUCUCACUCAAAUGUUCUUAAAUUUAGAUAAAACUUGAAGGAAUCCAAGAUUUGGAUUUAGGGUAUCCCUUUUGUAAUAAGAGUAGUACACCAUGCUGCAUAUAGGCAGAAGCAAGCAUUUGGGGAAAUUAAGUCAAAGAAUAAUGCGGAAGGACGAGGCAGCUACAAAUUAAGGAGAUCGAUAUACGCCGGCAAAGAGCACAAAUGCAGCAAGCAGCUAGGCUGCAUAAACAAUCAAUCAAGUAGCUGUCUGAUUAUUAGUUCCGAUGGAAGAGCUUAUUUCUUGUAAAUUAAUUUAAUUGCCCCGAUCAUGUCCAGAUAAUUAAGAUCUAGAUCUAGUCGAUUGGGUGAUGAUCCGCAUACCUGUACUAAUGAAUUAUAACCAGUUUAUUUAAUUAA
This is a messenger RNA of Juglans regia (Persian walnut), 1462 nucleotides long. Its product is annotated as transcription factor MYB3-like. Lineage: Eukaryota; Viridiplantae; Streptophyta; Magnoliopsida; Fagales; Juglandaceae. The record is from RefSeq and is a predicted model, not a curated record. The transcript has 3 exons. Bases 317 to 955 code for a protein of 212 amino acids.